This is a messenger RNA of Dermacentor albipictus, 1551 nucleotides long. RefSeq names its product Serine racemase (gene Srr). Gene Ontology annotation, molecular function: L-serine ammonia-lyase activity; pyridoxal phosphate binding; threonine deaminase activity. NCBI's taxonomy places the organism in Eukaryota, Metazoa, Arthropoda, Arachnida, Ixodida, Ixodidae. Gene Ontology annotation, biological process: L-serine catabolic process; L-threonine catabolic process. The record is from RefSeq and is a predicted model, not a curated record.
GCCAUUGAUUGAGGCUUCAUCAUCAUCAUCAUCACAAUCAUCAUCAUCGCUCGAUGAUAUCGUAAUACAAGCCAGCAAGCCAGCUGCGAUUACGGCUUCGCGUCGCAAGUGGCAGUGCGGCCUGCGUCGAUGGAGGCCGGUUCCCCGCGGCCCGCUGCCAGCGACAGGCUGCCGACGGCUGGGCACUCCCGGCCGCUGCACGUCCGCACGCCGUUACUGGAGAGCCUGCCGCUUUCAGAGAUAUACGGGCAGCGGGUUUACCUCAAGAUGGACAACGUCCAGCCGUCGGGAUCCUUCAAAAUCAGGGGGAUGGGCGCCCUGUGCCAGGACGCCAAGCGCAAGGGCGCCUCCAAAGUGGUCAUAGCUUCCGGCGGCAAUGCCGGCAUGGCGGUGGCGUACGGUGCGCGCCAGCUGGGAAUGGAGUCCGUGGUAGUCAUCCCUCACAACGUGCCACACCGCAUGGUCGACAAGCUGCGUCUCGAAGGGGCCCGCGUCGAGGUGCAAGGCAACUGCUGGGACGACGCCGACGAGCGAGCCAAGGAGAUCGUCGCCGCCCAGGGUGGCUAUUACUGCCACCCGUUCGACCAUCCCCUGAUAUGGGCGGGCAACGCUACCAUGGUGCCGGAGAUGAAGGAGGACCUGGUCGACCAGGUGCCCGCCGCCGUCGUGGCCUCGGUCGGCGGCGGCGGGCUGGUGUGCGGCCUCUCGGACGGCAUGGAAGCCGCCGGCUGGGCGCAGGUGCCCAUCAUUGCCGUCGAGACGCGGGGCGCCGACUCCUUCCGGGCCUCGCUGCGCGCCGGCAACCAGGUCACGCUGCCCAGGAUCACCAGCAUCGCGGCGGCGCUGGGCGUGCGCAAGGUGUGCACCAGGAUCCUGGAGCUGUACCGGACGCGCAGCAUCUUCUCCAUGGUGCUCUCCGACCGGCUCGCCGUCGACGCGUGCAACCGGUUCGCCGACGACCACCGCGCCCUCGUGGAGCCCGCGUGCGGCGCCUCGCUGGCCGCCGUGUACGCGGCGCGGGUCACCCAGAUGCGCUGCCAGAAGAAGCUCGACCCGGAGAGGCCUCUGGUGGUCGUCGUGUGCGGAGGAAGCGCCGCCUCCCGGCAGCAGCUGGAGGAGUGGACCAAGUCGGUCGCCACCGGGGCAGCCAGUCCCCUCGACCGGGACCACUCGGGCAUCGACUGAGUGUCGGCGCCGCUCGCGCGCUUCAGGUCGGACUUUGAAGGCGUCCGAUGCGUUAAUUCGCUGGAGCUGUUAUCUCGAUCGACAUUUUUCGGGCGAAAUUCCCUCGCCGUUAUACGAGGCGAGCUCUUAUCUCGAUCAACACUUUUCGGGCGAAAUUCCCUCGCAGUUAUACGUGGCGAGCUCUUAUCUCGAUCAACGUUUUUCGGGCGAAAUUCCCUCGCCGUUAUAUACGAGGCGUUAUUUUUUUAAAAAGCGGUGACAAAUGUUUCUAUUAUCAGAGAAGGCGGCCACCAAACAUUCGCGCUGUGUCUACGAUGUCCUUCCUCUGUAAGUACACAGAAAAUAAAAGAGGCUAUUUACGGGCUA